GCCACGUGGAGGAGACUAUGCCCCUGAACCACCACUUUUGUCUCUGCUCUUUUCUUUCGGAAGCAGAACAGAAGCAAAGGAGAAGAGAAAUAGGGGAUUUUCAUUGAAUGCGUUUGGUGACGAUUUCUCUAUAACCGUUUGGGAAGAUUUCGAUGGAAAUGGAGGGAAAUCAUCGAAAUCCAAAUCUAGAAAUGGAGAGCUGGGAUCGAAACGACGAAGCAAUUAGGAUUCCGGCAUGUUCGGAUACGUCGGGAGUCACCAACGACAAGAAUCCAAUAGAUUUUGUAGAGCCGAGAAACAACGCCGGAUCGGGCCACCAAAUGGUGAAACAUGUGUCCAUGACAUGGACAGAUGAGAAGCACAGUUCAUAUCUCAGUUCCAUAGAAGCAUCAUUUGUUAAGCAGUUACAUAACCACAAGUAUCCAUCAAUGCAUUUCCAUGGUUGGCUAUCAAGAAGAAGACGAAAACUGAUAGAUCUGAACUCCAUUCCAUCGAACGCCAACACCCAUUUCUCUUCUGGACAGUUUAAAGUUCACCGUAGAGGCUGCUGGGAGAAAUUGGUUUUCAGAGGGGCUCAUAGUCGGCAAGGCACUGAAAAUGAAUCUCAUCUUCUCUUGGUAAAUCCAUGGAUCCAGCAUUUCAGGUCAGCUUCCACCGGCAAAGAGAUAGAGGCAACGUUACCCAAACCGGAAGAAAACGGUAUGCCAGCUGGCAAAGCAAUGUACUUGGGAGGACAGAAGCAUGAAUCACCAACCUGUGGAAUAGUAACAAGUUCAAGGCAACUUCCACCUUCACACUCUGAAAUAUGUGGCCAAGAUUCUGUUGGCAGCAAUAUAGAGAUGUCAGAUCAGAACUUUGUGAAUGAAGACACUGAAGCAGAGGAGCAGUUAAAAGAGAGGGACGAUUGCAAUGGAGAUUAUAAGCACUAUAAAGAAAGAUUGAGAUUGUAGAGAUGGGCAAUCAGAAAACAAGACGGGCUUGGCAUGCACGGGAUCUGGGCCUUCAUUUCUCAAGGACCCAUAGCUGUAGGGAGGACAGCACGACGCAACAGAACAACUUAUAACAGAAUCUGAAGAGAGGAUGGAAAGCUGAAGUUGCAUUGCUAUCUGGAGUUAUUUACCCUUGGAAGGAAGAAAUGGGUUGGAAUAUGAAACCAAGUUAACCAACGGCAUGGCUCAGGAGUGAGUUUUUACUAGAAAUGUUGCUGACUCAAUUGCAUCUGAGUAGUUACGGAGAAAAUCAGUAGAAGGAAUCUGAUAUUGGUUGAAGUUAAUAGUAAGGAAAUGAGUAGGAGGAAUCUGAUACUGGUUCGUUUCAAUCAUCUUACUUUAAGGUAUGGCUUAUAUUAGGUAGCCUCUUGUAAGCUUUUAAUGAUGCAUACAUGUACGUUGUUCACUC
Magnolia sinica is the source of this 1398-nucleotide messenger RNA. RefSeq names its product cold-regulated protein 27-like. The transcript has 5 exons. Bases 153 to 950 code for a protein of 265 amino acids. The record is from RefSeq and is a predicted model, not a curated record. Lineage: Eukaryota; Viridiplantae; Streptophyta; Magnoliopsida; Magnoliales; Magnoliaceae. Gene Ontology annotation, biological process: response to cold; regulation of circadian rhythm.